Messenger RNA from Liolophura sinensis, 747 nucleotides. Its product is annotated as complement C1s subcomponent-like. The transcript has 5 exons. Gene Ontology annotation, biological process: proteolysis. Gene Ontology annotation, molecular function: serine-type endopeptidase activity. The coding region runs from base 1 to 660 and encodes 219 amino acids. NCBI's taxonomy places the organism in Eukaryota, Metazoa, Mollusca, Polyplacophora, Chitonida, Chitonidae. The record is from RefSeq and is a predicted model, not a curated record.
AUGAGUCUGAACUGGUCAUUUCCUUCUCUAGGCUCUAAUGAAUCUAUACUGGCCAAUUCCUUCCCUACAGGUUCUGCUCACCGGAACGAGAGCGCUAUAAGUCUUGACGUAGAGGACGUGAUCUUUCGACCGAAUACGGCCGACGACAUCGCAUUGGUCAAGUUAGGCAGGCCCGUGAUUCUUAACCCUAAGAUUAGGACCGUGUGCUUACCGGACCACGGGUCACUGGAGCGCGUGCCCAGCAGUCUUUCUAGCCGGUGGGGUUGGUCUGUGGGGUCUGUCACCCUGAACAGCAUCUCCUGUGAGAAAUGGGCAGGCAAAACCAAAGAGGUGAAGAAACUCCAGUAUUUUCAGGGGAUGAUGUAUCGCUUGCACAGAACUGUUUGUCAGAAACGCUCGAAGCAGACCUUUUCCGACCUCCGCAGUUUCUGUGCCAUUCAGCGCACGGGACGCGACUGUGUGAGAGACAAAGGUUUUCCAUUCAUGAUGCAAGACAAAUAUAGACUGAGUCCCGUUAUCCAAACAGGUGUUUUGUCCUCAUCAACUUGCUGUCAGUUUAUUGUCUACACGAGAGUGGAUCGUCACGUGGACUGGAUAAGGCAAACAAUUAGGUUUCACAAAGAAGAGGACGAACGGCGUUUUAAAGGAAUAGUUCAUUGAAGUAAAGAACCAGGCAAUAAACAAUUCAAUGGCUAAUUAUUGCUAGAAAUCGAUGAAUUGUAUACAAAAAUAUAAAACGGACAAGAA